Molecule: messenger RNA, 311 nt
Organism: Funneliformis mosseae
Lineage: Eukaryota; Fungi; Glomeromycota; Glomeromycetes; Glomerales; Glomeraceae
Source: the annotation of a GenBank genome assembly
AAUCCACUAAAGAACAUGACCGGGAAUUACCUUUACGUAAAACCUCUAUAUCUCAAGUAAAGCCAUUAUUCGUCAAUGUUUAUGAAUUGGAAUCGAUUGAUAACACCAAUAAUAUUACAACACGAUCGGUCUCUUCUAUGGAUAAACAAAACACAGCAUCUAUGGUAUACACUGCACCACGAUUGGUCUCUUCUACAGAUGAACAAAACAUGGCAUCUAUGGCACACAUUGCACCACGAUCGAUCUCUUCUACGGAUGAACAAAACAUAGCAUCUACAACAUCUAUCGAUUGCAUCGAUUUAAUAAUUUAG